CACUAUUCAUCAGAUAUUGCCGAUACCUCGGAGGAAGCUUUUCCGCCAGAUCUUGUACACGAUACUUCAGUCAAGUUUCUGUUUACCGAUUCUACAACUACAGCAUUCGGGUCCCGCACAGACGUUUCAGUAUAACCGUACCACCCCCUGCUCCCGCUUUCUGCACAAGCGUUACGCCUGACUGUCCCGUGGAAGGAACUAUCUACGGGUACUACCCCUUAUUUAGAUAGAACACAGC
Boeremia exigua is the source of this 238-nucleotide messenger RNA. RefSeq lists its product as uncharacterized. The annotation marks the transcript as partial. The transcript has a single exon. The record is from RefSeq and is a predicted model, not a curated record. NCBI's taxonomy places the organism in Eukaryota, Fungi, Ascomycota, Dothideomycetes, Pleosporales, Didymellaceae.